Salmo salar (Atlantic salmon) is the source of this 1458-nucleotide messenger RNA. NCBI's taxonomy places the organism in Eukaryota, Metazoa, Chordata, Actinopteri, Salmoniformes, Salmonidae. The record is from RefSeq and is a predicted model, not a curated record.
UACGGUACUCUACUCAUUUCUAUUCCAGAGUACAUGAUAACGAUGUAUGAUACGAAGACACAGGAGCUGAGGUGGAACGCCACGUACAACGACUACUCUGCCCCGCCGUACGAUGAGAAACACGACUACAAGAUGGCCCAUCUCGUCUCCAGUGGUGAUGGGUUGGUGGUGACCGUAGACAGAGAGUCAGGUGAUGUCCUGUGGAUGCAAAACUAUGGGUCACCUGUGGUGGGUGUGUACCUGUACAGCCAGGACUCUCUGAGACACGCCCCUCACCUGUCAGUUGCCAUGGAGACGCUGCGUUACCUCACCUUCUCGUCCCACGACACGCACACCAUGAAGUGGAGCUACCAGUUUGUCACGGAGCAGGCCAGCACACACACACAGCUGGUGCCCACUCUGUAUGUAGGGAAGCUGGACUCUCAUCUUUACGCCUCCACCUCCCUGGUUCACGACGGAGUCUCUCUAGUGCCGCGGGGCUUAACGCUGGCGCGUAUCGAGGGACCGGAGACCGAGGAGGUGACGGUCAGAGAGAAGGGAGAGUGUGAGAUCAUCCCGUCUACCGACAUACGAUACCCGCCAGGAUCUACCAACACACUGAACAACCAGUGGCUGCUCAUAGGACAUCACGAGUUACCCCCGGUAGCCCACACCACCAUGUUGAGAGACUUCCCGGUAAACCUGCAGCGUUCCGGUGACGCCGUUAUCCCGACCCGGUCUCAGAACAAACGCUACACAGACCAUCCUUUCCAGUCAGUAGGUCAUGGUGUUGAAGGGGGUCCUGGUGGUUCGGGUCCCAGCGGAAGCAGAAGGACCCGAGCGGGAUCAAGAUCAGGGUUGUCCUCUGUCCUGCCCGACUAUAUAUACCAGGACCCUGUUACCGUGGUGAUACUGUCUCUACUGCUGGGAGGAUGGCUUGCCUUCGCUCUGACUUAUCCACAGCAGCAGAAUGACCAGAGGCAGCAGUUGGACGAAGCGUUGGAAUCCCGCCUCCAUCACCUGCUAGACAUGCCCUCUCCUGCAGACACACUCCUUCCUCCACCAGACACCACACCCCUUUUCCCAGGCACCCCCUCUCCUGGAGCCCAGCCCCAGUCUGCAGACUCACAGCCGUCCUCCUCCCCUCCUCUCUCUGGCUCGCCCGGUAACAGUAGUGACGCUGUAGCCAGGAACGGAUCCGCUGGAACGCGACACACACACGAUGGAGGGAUAGAAGAGGUGGAGGUGGGGAAGAUCUCCUUCUGUCCAUCAGAGAUUCUGGGACAUGGAACAGAAGGAACCUUUGUCUUCCGGGGCCGUUUUGACGGCCGUCUGGUGGCUGUGAAGCGGAUCCUUCCAGAAUGUUUUGACGUUGCAGAGCGAGAGGUCCAGCUGCUCCGGGAGUCGGACCCGAACAUCCAAACGUCAUCAGAUACUACUGCACUGAGAGAGACAAACUAUUCACCUACAUCGCUAUAG